CCUCACAGUAAUCAAAUGACAGAAUUAAAUUUUUAAAAUCAUCUUAGUACUUACAUUCUAAAGCUUCCUAAAAGUUAGAUUGUUUUCAGUGGUUUUAGAGUAAAUAUAUUUACUUCUUAACUUUAAAAUGUUUCGCAACCAAUAUGACAGUGACGUCACAGUGUGGAGCCCACAGGGUCGUCUCCAUCAAGUGGAGUAUGCGAUGGAGGCAGUUAAACUGGGUUCAGCAACAGUCGCACUGAAAAAUAAACAGUUUGCUGUAUUAAUCGCUCUCAAAAGAGCAGUGAGUGAACUAUCAGCUUAUCAAAAAAAAAUUAUUCCCAUUGAUGAUCAUAUUGGUAUCUCAAUGUCUGGUCUUACUGCAGAUGCUAGAAUGUUAAGCCGUUACAUGCGCACAGAGUGUCUCAAUUAUCGUUAUGCACAUGAUGCACCAAUGCCAGUUGGCAGACUUAUUGGUAUGGUUGGUAACAAGAUGCAGAUAUGCACUCAGCGAUAUGAUAAAAGACCAUUAGGAGUUGGGCUUCUGGUAGCUGGAUAUGAUGACCAAGGGCCGCAUAUAUACCAGACCUGCCCAUCAGCAAAUUUCUUUGAUUGCCGUGCAAUGGCUAUUGGAGCUAGAUCUCAGUCAGCAAGGACAUAUCUUGAGAAGCACCUCACUUCAUUCCAUGAUUGUGAUCUGCAGGACUUGGUUGCCCAUGGUCUUAGAGCUUUGAGGGAUACACUGCCCAACGAAGUUGAUUUAAAUACUAAGAAUGUAUCAAUCGCUAUUGUCGGGCCUAAAACACCUCUGCGAGUGGCUGAUGAAGCGGAAUUGAGUCGUUUCCUGGCGCUGGUCGAAGGAGAAGAAAGACGUGGAGGGACAGCCACUGGAGACGCUGCACCUUCGGGGGAAGAGCCCCAGCCACAACAGGCGAUGGACACGGAGUAAGUUCAAGACUGGAAGCCGUGGGAAAGGAUGACCAGAUUGAAGACCUGAUGCCGUAUUGUCCUCCUACCCACAAAUAUUCCACACUUGUGGUUCUACCCUCUAUUCUAAGCUAUUGGAAAGGGCGGCCUCGGCCAGUGUUUGGACCUAUUGCUGCGUAAAUUACUGGUAUAAGUUAAUUAAAAAUAAAUUAUCUGUGUUCAAAACUAAAUGUAUGGUGUAGUCCCAUUAUUAUACACUGUUCUCUUUCCAUAACAUUAUACAAACGAUGCGACCAAAGGGGCAAAAACCCUUUUUAUUUAAACAAAAUGGAAGCGACCGCCUUGCUUGUACUAGAUAUAUUUACGUUUAUAUGUCUGAAUGCUGGCCGAGGCUUAUAAUAUGUAUCCUGUGUAAUUCUUUAUAAUUAAAUACAUACAUUUUUAA
Pieris brassicae (large cabbage white) is the source of this 1351-nucleotide messenger RNA. It is a transcript of the gene Prosalpha6, whose product is annotated as proteasome subunit alpha type-1. NCBI's taxonomy places the organism in Eukaryota, Metazoa, Arthropoda, Insecta, Lepidoptera, Pieridae. Gene Ontology annotation, cellular component: proteasome core complex; nucleus; proteasome core complex, alpha-subunit complex. The transcript is spliced from 6 exons. Gene Ontology annotation, biological process: ubiquitin-dependent protein catabolic process. The record is from RefSeq and is a predicted model, not a curated record. The coding region runs from base 128 to 928 and encodes 266 amino acids.